GCAGAGUACGGGGGCGGGGCCGUGACGUCAGCGCAGCGCGCGGGGCCCGGCGACGGUGAGCUGAAGGCAAGCUGUAAACGAUGGCCAUGGCACUGAGAUGCUUUCGGCACCUGCACUCCCUGCUGUAUUGUUCCCCGUUGGUCAUGAUGAGGAGGCUGCCACAGGCUGCUGCAGGCUGCCCGGCCCCGCUGCUGGAGGGCUACAGGCAGUGUGUCCGCCAGGUGAUGCUGACCCAGCAGCUGGCCACCAAAAAAGCUAAAGGUAAAGGGCAGACCCAAGCCAAAGUGAAUAUCAAUGCUGCCUUAGUUGAAGAUAUUAUCAAUUUGGAGGAAACCAAUGAAGACAUGCAGGCAGUGGUAGAAGCUCUGAAAGAAGAUUUCAACAGAAAUGUCAGCGUUAGAACCUCGCCAGGGGCCCUUGAUCACAUAAUUGUCGUGACGAAAGAUGGGAAGUUUCCGCUGAACCAGCUUGGGCAAAUCUCACUGAAGUCACCUCAGCUCAUCAUAGUAAACAUGACCAAUUUUCCAGAGAGCACAGCUGCAGCUAUGAAGGCUAUAAGGGAGAGCGGAAUGAACCUGAACCCGGAAGUGGAUGGGACGCUAAUUCGGGUGCCAAUUCCGAAGGUCACCAGAGAGCACAGGGAGAGCCUGGCCAAGCUUGCCAAACAGUCCACCAACAAAUCCAAAGACGCCUUGAGAAAGGUGCGAAGCAAAAGCAUGAACCAGGUAAAGAAGUUCAAGAGCAAAGUGUCUGAAGAUACCAUCUGGCUGCUAGAAAAGCAGAUCCAGCAAAUGGCAGACAACGCUGCAGCAGAGAUGGACAAGCUGCUGGCGGCAAAGACCAAGGAGCUGCUUGGAUAAGUGUCAUCCGUAUCGACAUACUCUCCCCCCCACAAGCAAGAACAGACUGCCACAUACCCCACUGGCCAUCCCUGCCUGGAGUCAGGCAGACUCAGGUGAUGGGCAGGGACGGCUCUCCCAGACCUCCAGAGCAGAUCUGGGCUUUGGGAUCCCUUGGCCGCUGGGAUUCCUGAACCUGGACUGUGCUGAAGGGAAGGGGGAAACUCCCCUUGCUGUUCUUCAUUCAGGCAUCAGCUGAAUUGGGUGAAGUAAGAUUAAAAAUAAAAUAAUACUGAGGAGGACUGGAGGCUGUUAGAAGGAUUCCCACAAAAGAAGCUGAGACCCAGGAGGUAAGACUGCCCUCUGCUUCAGGCAUCGAUUCAGCAGGAGUGGGUGAAGCUCACACCACCAGACACGUCACCUCCUUGCUGCCCCCUUUCCUGCACGCCCUACCCUCUGCAGGGCUGUGGAAUCGCCUUGCACCCCAGCCUGGUUGUGUUUCUAGCAGCAGUCAGCCUAGGGCUGGUGGAAGCAAGCACCACGUGCAGGAGGAACUUGACACUCUCCUGUUGUGACCCUUAUCAUUUAUUCUUGCUUAAAAUAAAGCAAAAGUGAGGUCACCCCUCUCCAGAGGAGCAGCUGAGCCAGCACAGCUACCUGUGGCCUGGCCACCGGCUGCUCCUGGAGGGUACAUGGCAGCUCAGCACCACUUGCUACACACCGGCCAGCAGGAACCGUGGCUUUACAGUUCCGUAGGAUUCAUAGGUAGAGAAUUGAAAUUAAUACUGUGAGCGUGGCUGUUUUUGCCAGGAGUAAGACAACCAAAAGUCAGCACAGGAGUCUACAAAGCCAACAUCUUCCCGCAUGCACUGCUUGUACCACGUUCCAAGGAUUAGAGGAGGUAGAAUCAUAACAUGGUCCUGAGCACAUACUAUAACCCUUAGUUACCAGCAGGUACUUUCCAACAGCAGCAAGCAGCCUCAGGCAAUGGCAAGAGGGAGGGAAGGUGGUGGCCAGCACCACAGCCCCACUCCCAAAGCAUUUGGGUUCAAAGAGCACCAAGCCUCUGCAGUCCUUAAAUAAACAACUCCCAAAAAGUUAGUUUGUGCACAGUGGGGAAGGGGAGGAGGAUGAAGGAUUUGCUCUGCUAGGACCCCACAUGUCAACAAUUUCUCUGCUUUGUGUAUUUUGGCCAAAGCACUUACCAUGAUAAAUGAAUAAAGGAAAAUGGCGAGCCCA
This is a messenger RNA of Cygnus atratus (black swan), 2078 nucleotides long. RefSeq names its product mitochondrial ribosome recycling factor (gene MRRF). Gene Ontology annotation, cellular component: mitochondrion. The transcript is spliced from 8 exons. Gene Ontology annotation, biological process: translation. Gene Ontology annotation, molecular function: ribosomal large subunit binding. The record is from RefSeq and is a predicted model, not a curated record. Lineage: Eukaryota; Metazoa; Chordata; Aves; Anseriformes; Anatidae. Bases 81 to 860 code for a protein of 259 amino acids.